AGUUGCAGCAUCUCCUGCUCUGGAUACUUGCGAACUACCUUGUCCCCCCAAUUCAGCCCCCAAGCAGCAACUUGUCCUGCAGGAACCGGCGCCUGGAGGAUCGCUGUCCUUGGUGAACUGAAGACCUUGACGUGAGGGUUCCUGCAGAAACCGAGGAAACCGAGGAGAGGCACUGAGGAGAGGGACCCUGGAGCAGUGGAGUCCCGAGAAGGGUCAGUGCCCCGCCCAGUGAGGAGAUGUCCCUGUGCUCAGCUGAUAUAAGGACAAGAGACCGCAGGGUAGAGAUCUCCACUCUGGACACCAUCUCUGACUCCAGGAGGCGAGGCGGGCUCGCUGCGGAGGACAGACGCCAUCGGUUUCCUGGAGGUUCCUGCAAGACACCUUGUCACCAUUGGUCACUCUAGAGCUCAGCCUUCGGCCAGGAAACGUUUUCAGCUACAGGCAAAGAAGAUGAGCUUCCUGGCAAAUUUGGAUCUGAACUUUGCGGAGUGUGUAAGAGAUGUAGGAAAAGCCACCCUUGGGGUUAGGCAAAGGGAGGGAAUGGACGCCACACACCGGAUGAGACAGAAUGAAAUCAUCUCACAAGCUGUGUGCGCUCUGCUGAAUUCUGGAGGCGGUGUGGUCAGGGUUGAGAUUGAGAACGGAGACUAUGAUUUUGAGAGGGAUGGAGUAGGCCUGGAGCUGCCACCAUUGUUCAGAAACCAUUUAGAUGAGAUGCUGCAUGGAAAGUUCUUUUUAAUGUAUGUGAGUUCGUGGGAUGUGGCGGCCUCACAUGUGCGGAUCGCUACCUUGUGCUCCAAUUUGUACCACAGAUGUGGAACAUUUACUGAGGUCAUGAAUCCUGAAGAAGCCCUGAUAUUCCUCAGAAGGGUCCAGGCUCUUAGGAAUCUUGGUGAUCCUGACUCACAAAAUCUACAGGAAGCUCUUGUUGAUGAUAAUCAGAUCUUAGCUUCUUAUUUGUUUAAUGGCCAGCAGCUCCAGUACCUGGAAAAACUCAACUUUACAGCAUCCCCACACGUUGAAUUUCAAAGGUUCUCCACAGACCUUUCACAGGGCAUUAGAGAGAGACUUCCCAAGUCUGUUUCUGCACUUGCCAAUUAUGAAGGGGGCUAUGUGUUUUUUGGUGUGCAUGAUGAGACCUGUCAAGUCAUUGGAUGUGAAAAGGAAAGAAUAAAUUGUCUCAACUUGAGUACUACGAUUGAUGCCUGUAUCAGGAGGAUGCCUGUCUAUCACUUCUGUGCACAGAACCACAAAGUGCAAUAUGCCCUCAAAUUCCUUGAAGUGUACGAUAAGAAGGCCCUUUAUGGGUACGUCUGUGCAAUCAAGGUGGAACGAUUCUGCUGUGCAGCAUUUGCCAAAGCGCCCGAUUCCUGGGAGAUGAAGGAGGAUAAUAUGAAGCAGCUAACCGCAAAUGACUGGGCCUCUUGGAUGCUAGAAAUCGAUCCAGAGCUUUCCAGUUUCCCUCAGAUGAUUCCCAGCAGGAGUAUGUUAAACACCACACCUCGCAGCAGGACUGUGUUCAUACAUAAAUAUUUGAAAUGUGUGGAGGAACUGCAGAAGGAUUACUUUCCAGUGUUACCCAACAGUAUUACAUAUACUCCAGAGAGCGUCUACAAGGACCUCUUCUCAGACUACAGAGGACUAAGAAAUUUAAUAAAUACAGAAAUGCGCUGUUUCUCUCAAGGGAUAUUGAUCUUCUCCCAUAGCUGGGCUGUGGACCUAGGUCUUCAGAGGAGGCAAGAUGUCAUCUGUGACGCUCUUCUAAUUUCCCCGAACAACGUCCCAAUCCUGUACACCAUUUGCAACAAGUGGGAUCUGGGGAACAGGCUCUACUCCAUGAAAGUCGCCCGUACCCUGAAGCAGAGACUGGUGAACAUGGGUGGCUACACUGGAAGAUUAGGCAUCAUUCCCUUGGUCUUACAGCUGGGUUCUGACCAUAGAGUAAGGGAUGAUUUAGAAGUGCCGGUUUACCCCGAAUCCUAUUGCUUCACAACCACACAGCAGGUGGAAGCUCUGUUGCAGUCUCUCGUGGUCAUCUUGUUUGGGUUCAGACCCUUGUUCAACGAAGAGUUAGAGCCUGAGUCUGAGACUGUGGCCCUACUCUCAGACCAACAGUACGAGCUGCUUUCGAUGAAUCUAAGCAAGCACAGAGAGCUGUUUGUUCAUGGCUCACCUGGGUCAGGGAAGACCACGCUAGCUCUCAAGAUCAUGGAGAAGAUUAGGCAUGUGUUCAACUGUCAAGAUGAUGACAUUCUUUACAUCUGUGAGAACCAGUCUUUGAAGAGGUUUAUGAGGAAAAACCUUUGCCAGGCAGUGACACGGAAAACCUUCAUGAAAAAUACCUUUGAUAACGUGCAACAUAUCAUCGUGGAUGAAGCUCAGAAUUUCCGAACGGAGGAAGGGGACUGGUAUGCAAAGGCAAAAGCCAUCGUUCAGAGAGGGAGAGAUGGCCCAGGAGUUCUCUGCAUUUUUAUGGAUUACUUUCAGGUCAGUCACUUGUGUUGCAUUGGCCUCCCUGAGCUCCAACACCAGAGGCCAAUAUUGAGGCUCACCAGGAUGCUACGCAGUGGAGACUACAUAGUCAACUAUCUUCAAUGUAUAAUGUAUCAAAUCAGAGAAAACCCUCCCCCAAAUGUCCCCCAAGAGGCCCUGACGAUGGGGGAAGACCCUGUAUGGGGUCCAGAUGCCACAGGCAGUAUAGAGGAUAUUAAUGACUUGAAUAUUGAGCAGAUGGCAGUCUAUGUAGCAGAGAAAUGCCAGGAGCUUUGGAGGUCUGGCUUUUGCCCCACGGAUGUUGCCGUUCUUUUCUCUAAAGCAAGAGAUAUAGAAAGAUGUAGAGAAAGGCUUCUGCUAGCAAUGACUAGGACCAUGUCUCAGCUUGGCGAGCAGCCCAGUUCACUAGGGCAGUUCAGGGAGUGGGAAGGGUUGGAUAGUCUGGGUAAUCAGAUCGUGUUGGAUAGUGUCCACCGAUUUUCAGGCAUGGAAAGAAAUAUAGUGUUUGGGAUCAUUUCAGCGGGAUCGGAGAGAGCCAUUUUCAACAACGUUCUGCUCUGUCUGGCUUCCCGGGCAAGGACCCAUCUGUAUAUUAUAAAUGCUGGGCUUUGAUAGGAAGAUACCAGCUUUCAGUUAGCUAGAGUUUGGUCUCUAGAUGUCUUUGAAACUCUUUGAUCUAAACAUUUAAGCACCAAAACAUUUUAUGUAUAGUCACUAACUCAGGGCAAGCAAAUAUGGGUAUGGGGGAUUCAGACAGUAGUAAGAGCUAGCAGAGCAAUUAGCCAUCUCUCUCUCUCUCUCUCUCUCUCUCUCUCUCUCUCCCUCCCGCCCUCCUUCCCUCCCUCCCUUUGUGUGUGUGUGUGUGUAUGUGUGUGUAUCAGGAAGACUGGUUCUUUGAAGUGGGGAGGAAAGAGCUCAUCAUGAGACAACUGCUGGAUUAUGUGUUCUGGUGGACUCAGUUUCCUCAUUUUUAACACAGUCACCUGCAGAAAUGCUUGAUCCUGGUGUGUGGGGAGAGCAUGAAGGGUGGAGGGGGAGAGUAUGUCUGUCUUUAGCAGGACAUGGUUUGAAAUGUAAGUUCAUAAGCUGCAAGGAAUAAUUUUAGGGUGGUUUAGCUUGUUGUGUUAUUUCCUGUUUUGCCUUUUGUCGGCAUUCUAUUUUUGAUCUCUGCUUCCGACGUGACCUGUUCGUUCAGAAUCUCUGCCCUUUGACUUUAAUAUUGUUCCCAUGGAGACUCAGAGUUACUGCAGUCCAAGUGCCCAAGUGUGGGUUUAGUGGUUCGGAGGGUAGAGGGCCUAAGAGGAAGAAUGUAUAGAUUCUGAGCUUGGCAUCACUUCACACUUAAUUUAGUAAGCAGAGCAUGCAAGCGUAGGUCAACUAUCUCUGAUCUCUGUGCUCUCGCCAGUUCAACCAGCCUUCCAAAGGCCGUUGCUGAAAACUACUCACUUGUCAUUUACUUUAGGUUUCUCUGAAACUCAAUAUUUAGAGCCAAACAAAGCAAACUUUUCUGGGAGAUACAAACAAACAGGAAUCCAGAGUUCAUUUUCUAUUAAAAAAGAGCAGACGCUUUGCAUGUGCUUUUACUUAUGAAUGUAAUGGGUUUAUAAGUGACUUCCUCAGUUUUGAUCAACCUGUAUCCUGGGUAAACAUUUCAUAAUCAUAGUGGAUAUGGAUAGUGGAUAGUGAAUGGGGGAAUUUGGAAACAGUACAACAUAAAAGAAUUUUUACUAUGUAGGAUUUAGAAGUGCUCACACACUGUCAUAUUUGAUUCAACCUUUUUUAUUUUUUUUAAAUAAAAGAUAUAAAAUACUGCAAACUAAAA
Molecule: messenger RNA, 4315 nt
Organism: Apodemus sylvaticus (European woodmouse)
Lineage: Eukaryota; Metazoa; Chordata; Mammalia; Rodentia; Muridae
Product: schlafen family member 5-like
Exons: 8
Coding region: 451-3105 (884 amino acids)
Source: RefSeq, a predicted model, not a curated record